This is a messenger RNA of Lycium ferocissimum, 633 nucleotides long. RefSeq lists its product as uncharacterized. The transcript has a single exon. The record is from RefSeq and is a predicted model, not a curated record. Lineage: Eukaryota; Viridiplantae; Streptophyta; Magnoliopsida; Solanales; Solanaceae. Bases 1 to 633 code for a protein of 210 amino acids.
AUGAUCAUUGGGGGAGUAGAAAUACCCCGAGGUCCAAUGAUGAAGAAGACAAAGUUCUCAAUCACCCGAGAAAAGAGAACCAGGGACUGUGUACCAGAGGGAUUUGUCUUCAUUAGUGACGAAGACGUAGAGGGCAUCAUUCAACCCCACAAUGAUGCUUUGGUAAUUUCUGUCCUUAUAAAUAAAACUCAUGUGAAAUGUAUUUUGAUUGAUCCAGGUAGCUCGGCCAACAUUAUCCGAUGGAAGGUAGUGGAGCAGUUGGGACUGUUGGAUCAGAUUGUACCAAUAGCCCAUGUCCUAAACGGAUUUAAUAUGGCGUGCGAAACUACAAAAGGCGAGAUUACACUACCAGUGAACGCAGCCGGUAUAAUCCAGCACACAAAGUUCUAUGUCAUUGACGGAGAAAUGAGAUAUAAUGCUUUGCUUGGAAGACCGUGGUUGCACAUCAUGAGGGCGGUGCCUUCGACCUUGCACCAAAUGCUAAAAUUCCCAACCUUAGAAGGAGUAAAAAUCAUUCAUGGAGAGCAACCUGCGGCAAAUGGGAUGUUCGCGGUUGAAGAAGCUGUCCAAACACCGAAGAAAGCCAUGCACGAGGACACCGAGAAUGCGAAUGAAAUGGAAGACACCAAAUAG